Lineus longissimus is the source of this 3956-nucleotide messenger RNA. Its product is annotated as xanthine dehydrogenase/oxidase-like. Gene Ontology annotation, molecular function: FAD binding; 2 iron, 2 sulfur cluster binding; oxidoreductase activity. Bases 24 to 3956 code for a protein of 1310 amino acids. Lineage: Eukaryota; Metazoa; Nemertea; Pilidiophora; Heteronemertea; Lineidae. The record is from RefSeq and is a predicted model, not a curated record. The transcript has 30 exons.
GGCGGCUCUGAGGGACAACCAAAAUGGCCUACUCCCAUUUGGUAUUCUUUCUCAACGGUAAAAAGGUCACGGAGGAGAAUGUGGACCCGGAGACAACAUUGGUCGAAUACUUGCGCGAUUGUGCCGGAUUACGGGGCACCAAGGUCGGAUGUGGUGCCGGAGGGUGUGGAGCCUGUACCGUCAUGGUCUCGACCUAUGAGAAAAGCACCAAGAAAAUAAGGCAUUAUGCAGCUGUUUCCUGCAUCCUGCCCCUUGUCACCCUCCACAAUAAAGCAGUGACAACAGUAGAGGGCGUUGGAAGUAUCAAAACAAAGCUGCAUCCAGUUCAGGAGCGGAUAGCCAAGUGUCAUGGCGUCCAAUGCGGUUUCUGCACUCCCGGCAUGGUCAUGUCCAUGUACACUCUACUCAGGAACAACCCAGAACCGACCAUGAAAGACAUACAAACGGCCAUGCAAGGUAAUUUGUGCCGCUGCACAGGCUACCGCGCCAUUCUUCAGGCUAACAGCACAUUCACCAAGGACGCCUGUUGCGGCAAAGGAGGCUCUUGCUGUAGAAAUAACGGAGCGCCUAAAGAAAAUAUGGUGUUGUCUCCAACGUUUGACGAUAAGGACCCAGCCUUUAAUCCUUAUGACGCAACUCAGGAACCCAUCUUUCCCAGUGAACUUCAGUUGAGGGCGAAUGAGGAAGAGGGAUGUCUUAUGUUCAGAGGAAAGAGAGUCACGUUCUACCUGCCAUCAACUCUAGCCAAGGUCACAGAUCUGAUGAAACAACAUCCCAAAGCGAAAAUUAUCAGUGGUGGAACCAUCCUCACUCCUGAGAUGAGGUCCGGUUGUAUCCCGGUUUUGAUUGGCCUCGAACGCAUACAAGAGCUGCACCAAGUCCACGUGACUGAGAAGGGCGUUGAUGUAGGUGCCGGUCUGUCCUUAUACCAACUGCAGCAAGAGCUCACAAUUGCCGAAUCAAAGCUUCCCGCUGAGAAGACGAGGUCGAUCAGAGGAAUCGCAGGCAUUCUCCACAGGCUCGCCUCAGGACAAGUCAGGAAUGUCGGGACCAUCAGUGGUAACCUCGGUCGAGGAGAGUCCAUCUAUGACGUGGCGACAUUUCUCAUGGGUGGCAGGGGAAGUGUCAGCCUGCUCGGCGGCAGGUCUUGUCCAUUGAUAGGAAAGGGAGGAAAGAAAGAGCUUCCAGUUGAUGAACACUACCACGAUAAACUGAUGUACCAUCUUUCUCAAGGUGCAGUCAUCGCCUCAAUUCACAUCCCGUUCACAACCAAGGACCAACGUUUCUACGCCUACAAACACAGCAAGCGUAGUGAGUUCGACUGGUCUGUCGUCAGCGGAGGCUUUGGAGUCGAGUUUGUACCAGGGACGGCUACUGUCAAGCAAUUGACCCUGGCAUUCGGGAAUGUGCGACCAGAAACAGCUUUGGCUGUGCGAACUUGUGAAUUUGCAAAAGGAAGGGCCUGGGAUGACGCUCUCGCCGCUGAUAUCAGCAAGUCAUUGGCACGGGAGUUUCAGGCGACCCCUGGUGACGACCUGCUCACGCCUAUCAAGCGCACACUGAUGCCGAGCUUAUUUCAUAAGUUCUAUCUUGAAGUAGCCGACGAUCUAAAGGGAAGAAAGGAUGGCGCCAGAUCAGAGAUUGAAUUGACACAAGACCAUUUCUGCUCAACCCAAGUGUUCGAGCAGGUGCCAGAGGGCCAAGAUGUUGAUGAUGCCGUUGGUCGACCGGUGGUGCAUCAGGCGGCCUUCGACUGCGUCAGUGGUACUGCUAGGUAUACCGAUGAUAUUCCUGCUUAUGCCGAGGAGCUCUACAUGGGUUUGGUUCUCAGCACGAAAGCGCACGCUAAGAUUAUCAAAGUUGACCCCUCGGCUGCCCUCGCCCUGGAUGGCGUGGUCCAUUACGUCGACCACAGGGAUGUCAAGGGAAGCAAUAAGUGUGGAGGCCACGUUCCUGAUGAAGAGAUAUUCGCAACAGAAAUGGUCAAAGCAGAAGGUGUUGUCAUCGGUGCGAUUGUUGCCAAGAGUGAUAAACUGGCCAAGGAAGCCGCAAGACUUGUUGAAGUCACAUACGAAGAACUGAAACCGAUUCUGACAUUGGAGGAUGCAAUCUCAGCCAAUCCUGACAUGCAGCCAACCUCCGUCCUUAACAUCGGUGACCUGGAAGAAGGUUUCAAAAGCUCCAAACAUAUCAUCGAAGGAGAGUUUAAACUUGGCGGCCAGGAGCAUUUCUACAUGGAGACGAAUGGAAGUAUCGCUAUACCGAGUGGAGAGAAAAUGGAAAUGGACAUCAUCGGUGGCCAUCAAAGUCUAAGCCAUAUCCACGGGGCGGUGGCGAAGGUUCUUGGCGUAGAGUGUAAUAAGAUCAAAAUAAGGAUGAAGCGAAUUGGUGGUGCUUUCGGUGGCAAAGAGAAAGGGGCUGAUAUUGCUUUCCUUCCGUGUGCCAUUGCCGCAGAUAAACUUUGUAAGCCCGUUCGUUGCAUCUUGACGAGAGAAGAGGAUAUGAUAGGCACCCGAAAAAGGCACCCCGUCCUGUUCAAAUAUAAGAUCGGAGUCGAUGAUGAAGGGCGGAUCAUCGCUCUUCACCAAGACGUGUUUGUAGAUGCUGGAUGGAGUACUGACGUCUCUCCAAUGAUUACAUUGACGAUUGUUUUACUUGUGGACAACUGUUACAAUAUUCCGAACAAUCUUGUCCGUGGGUACACGUGCUUUACCAAUACCCAUUCCAACACAGCCAUGAGGGGAUUCGGGGCUCCACAAGCCAUCGCCGGCGCUGAGAACAUCAUCACACACAUCGCCCAACGUCUAAACAUCAAACAAGAGAAGAUUCGUGAGAUCAACAUGCUUCAUAUUGGCGAUGUCACAGUAUCUGACUUCAAACUUGAUGACUGCAACAUCCGGAAGUGUUUCGACGAGGCCAAAGCAAUGGCUGACUACCCAAAACGUGUCGCAGAGGUGGAAAAGUUUAACAAUGAACAUCGCUGCACAAAGAGAGGGAUAAGUGUUGUCCCCAUUAAGUUCAGCAUCUGCAUGAAACCCCAAUAUAUGCAACAGUCUGGAGCUUUGGUUCAUAUCUACGUUGAUGGAUCUGUGUUGAUCACACACGGAGGAUGUGAGAUGGGGCAAGGCUUGCAUACCAAACUCAUUCAGGUUGCAAGUAGAGCCCUGGAGGCACCCAUAUCACGAAUGCAUGUGGUCGAAACGAGCACCGACAAAUCUCCGAACGCUCAACCGACUGGUGGGAGUCAGGGAACAGACAUGUGGGGCGCAGCGGUCAUGGAUGCCUGCCUAGAACUGAAGUCCCGAUUGAAGCCAUUCAAGGAUGCUAUGCCUGACAAGGGAUGGGAGGAUUGGGUCAAAGCAGCGUUCUUCAGCUCUGUACACUUGUCUGCUGUUGGCUUCCACAAAGGCGCAGCGGGAGUCGAAUGCUACGAUUGGAAGACAAAUAAAGGCAAGAUAUGUGACUAUUGGUGUUUUGGAGCAGCGAGCUCUGAGGUUGAGAUCGACUGCUUGACUGGCACACAUAAGGUAAUUGAGACCGACAUCGUGAUGGAUGUUGGUAAGAGUAUUAAUCCUGCUAUUGAUAUUGGCCAAGCAGAGGGAGGAUUCAUCAUGGGUCUGGGCUACGCUAUGCUCGAGGAGAACCUUCAUAACGCUGACGGAACAUUGAAGUCCCGAGAUGUAGGCUCCUACAAGAUCCCAACCCUCAACACCAUCCCAAUGAAAUUCAACGUCGCCCUCCUAAAGGAAGCUGGUAACCAAUCCAAACAUGCGGUUUACUCCUCGAAGGCUAUUGGGGAACCUCCGCUUUUGUUGGCGUCGUCAGUAUUCUGCGCCGCAAAGGAGGCCAUCUCUGCCGCCAGAGUCCAGAACGGAUUGUCCAGGGAGUUCAGGUUGGAUGGUCCCGCUUCUGCUGAAAGCAUCCGCAUCAACUGCGGGAAUUUGUUCCAGGAGUGA